Phyllostomus discolor (pale spear-nosed bat) is the source of this 1279-nucleotide messenger RNA. RefSeq names its product biogenesis of ribosomes BRX1 (gene BRIX1). Bases 56 to 1117 code for a protein of 353 amino acids. Gene Ontology annotation, biological process: rRNA processing; ribosomal large subunit assembly. The transcript is spliced from 10 exons. Gene Ontology annotation, cellular component: nucleolus. Gene Ontology annotation, molecular function: rRNA binding. The record is from RefSeq and is a predicted model, not a curated record. Lineage: Eukaryota; Metazoa; Chordata; Mammalia; Chiroptera; Phyllostomidae.
CGGGAGCGAGCGGCGGCGCCGGAAGGAAGGCCCACGCUGGAGGCGGCCCGGCAAGAUGGCGGCCGCCAAGAGAAAACGGCGUGGAGACCUGGCGGUUCCAGCAAAGAAGCCAAAAAGGAACGAAAAAGGUAACAGACCGACAGCUAAGCAGCGGGACAAAGCAGAGGAUGCAGAGGAAGAAGACAGAAACCGCAUCCCAGGCCCGGUUUGCAAGGGCAGGUGGAAAAAUAAGGAACGGAUUCUCAUCUUUUCUUCCAGAGGAAUAAAUUUCCGAACAAGACAUUUGAUGCAAGACUUAAGAAUGUUGAUGCCUCAUUCCAAAGCAGAUACUAAAAUGGAUCGUAAAGACAAGUUAUUUGUGAUUAAUGAGGUUUGUGAAAUGAAAAACUGCAAUAAAUGUAUCUAUUUUGAAGCGAAGAAGAAACAAGAUCUCUAUAUGUGGCUUUCAAAUUCACCUCAUGGACCAUCUGCUAAAUUUCUAGUUCAAAACAUUCAUACUCUCGCUGAACUAAAGAUGACUGGAAACUGUUUGAAAGGGUCUCGGCCCCUUCUGUCUUUCGACCCUGCUUUUGAUGAAUUACCCCAUUAUGCUUUGUUAAAAGAACUUUUAAUUCAGAUCUUCAGCACCCCGCGGUACCAUCCCAGAAGCCAGCCCUUUGUGGACCACGUGUUUACGUUCACUGUCUUGGAUAACAGGAUAUGGUUUCGAAACUUCCAGAUCAUAGAAGAAGAUGCUGCUCUUGUAGAAAUAGGACCUCGCUUUGUCUUAAACCUCAUAAAGAUUUUCCAGGGAAGUUUUGGAGGACCAACUUUGUAUGAGAACCCUCACUACCAGUCACCAAACAUGCACCGGCGUAUUGUAAGAUCCAUGACAGCUGCAAAAUACAAAGAGAAGCAGCAGGUUAAAGAGGUGCAGAAACUGAGAAAGAAAGAACCAAAGACGGUUCUUCCGCACGAUCCCACUGCAGAUGUUUUCAUGACGCCUGCCGAGGAGAAGCCGGUGGAGAUACAGUGGGUGAAACCGGAGCCAAAAGUCGAUCUGAACGCAAGAAAGAAAAGGGUUUAUAAAAGGCAAAGAAAAAUGAACCAGAAGAUGAACAGUCGGAAUGCAAAAUGAAUCACUGGAUAACUAAAUUUUUCAGUUAUAUUUAUUUUGUAUGCAGUGUGUAAAUAGUUUCAUUAUUCAGGACACACCUAAUUCGUGUGGCAUUUAAAGGAAAAAAAUUGAAAAUCUUGGGGCUUUAGUGCUGUUUUCUAAAUAAAGUAUCGCCAGAACUCA